CACAAACCAAAAACGGAGAUGGAAACAAAACAUUCACGUGUUGAUGAAGAUGAAAAUAGAAAAGGUCUGACUGGUUUCUAAAUAGUGUUUGCCAAACAACAAGACUCUUUAAUCCCAAAUUGAAACUGUCACAUAGCUCCUGGCUUGGCUAAUGAAUGAAGGAUGAUGGCUGCAGGUCUGUUCCCAUACCUACGACAUGUGAGAGCAUCUGUUUUGUUGCAUGAUCCAAUGAUCCAGAUUAUGUGGAAGUGUUCGCCAUCUGGGAUUCAUCACAGUGUGUGUUUGAAUAAUGUUACAAAAACAUUAUUGAGAGAAAAAUCAACAUUCAUGCCUAAUAGAGUUAAAAAAAGACUGAACAUUAUUUUAGAAAAUAAAACUUAUCCGGGGACAAAAGUUGCUGGAGGGAAAGGGAAGAAAUCAAAAGGAACUAAAGAUGAAAAAACACAAAGUCAUACCGUUGAGGCUAUAUCUAAGGUGUCAGCUAACAUAAACAGCGAGUCAACCUUGGUUAGUCUUCAAGGAAAUCAAAAUGAACCUGAUGAAACUGUUAAGAGCAAAGAAAACUUGAAGCCAUUUGAACUAAAUAAAAGUACACCUUCAGAGUCCGAUAAAAGCAGCAAGGUUGCUGGUCUUGGUUUCGUACGGAAGUGUUGCCUUUACAGUCCACUGGAUCAGAUAAAAGUUAACAGUGAUCUGAAUGGAGACCACAUGAAGUAUAAAAAGUUUGUAGACGGUUUGUCACUGAGUUCUAUUCCUUCUGUAACUACUAUUAUCAAUGCAACCAUGCCCGACAAUGCCAGAUAUUUCUUAAAUCGCUGGAAAAAACAGAUGAUUGAGGAACUGACUGAAGAAGGGUUCAAAAUUCACCAGAAAAAAACUUUGGACCUUGGGAAGAAUCUUCACUCCUGUAUUCAGAAAUAUCUAAACGGAGAGAGCAUGGAUGACCUCCCUUUAGGGACAGAAAAUAAAGGUCACUGGAGCAGCCUGGCCCAUGUGUUCCCAGAUAUUAGUGAUGUUAGGGCUGUGGAGGUGGAGGUCAGCCACCAGACAUUGCUGUACCAUGGAAAGUUUGACUGUGUAGCCAAAUACAGGGACAUGCUGUGUGUCAUAGACUGGAAAACUUCAAAGAAAGCCAAGCCAUUGCUGUCCAAUACAUUUGACAAUCCCAUCCAGGUGGCUGCUUAUCUUGGUGCCAUCAAUAGCAGCAGACUCAGUGUAGGAGGGGAGGACACAAAGAUAAAGCAGUGUGCACUGGUGAUAGCCUACCCCCAUGGAGACCCUGCCCAUGUUCAUGUCAUGGAUUGUGACCAGGUCACCACCUACUGGCACCAGUGGCUGGACCGACUCGAACACUAUUGGGUCUUGAAAUCAAACAACAAAGUUCCAGCAUGGAUAUAAAAAAUAUUUGAAUUCUUCAUAAGAAACUAAUAAAAAACUGAAACUUAACAUGUUAGUGUGAAAAUAU
Mizuhopecten yessoensis (Yesso scallop) is the source of this 1465-nucleotide messenger RNA. Its product is annotated as mitochondrial genome maintenance exonuclease 1-like. Bases 163 to 1398 code for a protein of 411 amino acids. Gene Ontology annotation, molecular function: single-stranded DNA exodeoxyribonuclease activity. Gene Ontology annotation, biological process: mitochondrial DNA replication. The record is from RefSeq and is a predicted model, not a curated record. NCBI's taxonomy places the organism in Eukaryota, Metazoa, Mollusca, Bivalvia, Pectinida, Pectinidae. The transcript is spliced from 5 exons. Gene Ontology annotation, cellular component: mitochondrion.